Metarhizium album ARSEF 1941 is the source of this 942-nucleotide messenger RNA. Its product is annotated as NAD(P)-binding domain protein. The record is from RefSeq and is a predicted model, not a curated record. The transcript is spliced from 2 exons. Lineage: Eukaryota; Fungi; Ascomycota; Sordariomycetes; Hypocreales; Clavicipitaceae. Bases 1 to 942 code for a protein of 313 amino acids.
AUGUCUGAGAUUCUCGUCAUCACCUGCCCCGGCGGCAAACAAUGCUCACGCCUGAUUCCGCUGCUCUACAACAAGGGAAAAUUCCAGCUUCGACUGGCAGCUCACUCCUCAAGGUCUGCCCAGAAGCUCAAGAGUCUCUAUCCCGAUGCACAAGUUGCAACGGUGGAUCUCCAGUCCCUUGAGGAGUGCACAAAGUUGCUUCAGGGCGCCGUGGCGAUCAAUGCUGUGCUGCCAAGCCUGCACUCCCAUGAGAAGGUCAUGGGCUUCAACCUGAUCGAUGCUGCGGUUGCCGAAUCGAGGCGCGAGGGCAACGUCUUCAAGCAUUUUCUCUUCUCUAGUGUUCUUUCAACCCAGCAUAGAACGUUGUUGCAUCACGACCUCAAAAGCCACGUAGAGGAACAUCUAUUCUUGAGUCCAAUCACCUGCUGGACAAUUCUAAAGCCAGUAAACUUCAUGGACACGUUCCCUCUCGCAAAGCUCGCCGCCCAGGAGAAGCCGGUUCUCGACAAGUGGUGGUCGCCAAACUCCGCCAGCAGCCUGGUCUCUCUGGAUGAUCUGGCCGAGGUGUCAGCCAAGGUUCUGAAUGAGCGAGAGCGGCACUACUUGGCCGAGUAUCCCCUCUGCUCAACAACGCCCAUUUCAGAGACUGAAGUCGUCAACUUGGUUGAAAAGCGCAUCGGAAAGCGGAUCGAGGUCAGGGUUCCAUCUCUAGAGGCUGGAUCAGACAGGUUGAUGGAGCGCCUGUACGGCGACAAGACUGGACAGAUGGGGAACGAGGGCGAUCCUCGCGGUGACUUGGUCCGCGACACGGUCGAGCGCCUCAUUUUGUAUUACAACCGUCGUGGUCUGCAAGGAAGCCCCAACGUCAUGACGUGGCUCUUGGGCAGGGACCCUACUUCGGUUGAGCAAUGGAUUGAGAACGUCUUGUCUAGUCCUGCUUGA